AUGUCAAAUGUCGACAUUUCCCUCGGGGGCGAUAUUCUCCCAAACUUGAUAGUAAUACUCUUUCUGUCUGUGCUUUUUCUUCUGAAAACAUUAAAGACACUGAAAACACCAAUCAAUCCCAAAGGAUGUCGCCGCCUAGGACUUCCGCCAGGUCAGAGCAACUUGGACGAUGAAUUUGACUCUAAGUACAGCCAGGGUCUACCCAGUGAUCAAGAUGAUCACGGUCGCCCAUCCUGGCGUGUGAAAGCACUGUUCAGCUACCCGCUCAAAUCUUGUGGUGCGGUCGAGCUGCAAGUCUCGAAUGUCGUACCCACUGGGCUUGAAUUCGAUAGACAAUUCGUCUUUGCAGAGUACAACAAUGACGAAUGGAACAUUCGUACCCUGCGUAAUGCAGGCUUCAAUAGCCUAGCCUUGAUUCAUCCAGAGAUCUGGGUACCUGACCCAUCUGCCCCAGAUUAUGACGCAGACCUACCGGAAGUCAAGUCGCAAGGUGUGAUGCUGAUAUCGUAUCCACGAAUGCUGCCAGUGGGAUGGAAGGCUCUACCCAUCAAGGUCGGCAUGGCACUCAAGUUUCUCAAAGGCCAGCAGACAUUCCAAGUUCCACUACUUCCACCCGCGGACUCCAAGUUCCCACUAGUCCCAGUCAAGAUCUGGAAAGAUAAGCCUCUGGCUCAUGACUACGGUAGACUGCUCCCAGCAUCAUUACACGCAUAUCUAGGGUCAGAUCCAUCAAAAAAUACCCUGACACUCUUCCGCGCCAGUGCACUCCAUUCACGACAGAUCUUCCGCAACGCACCACACAAAGAAGACCUAGGCUUCCAGCCAAACACAGCCUUUGCAGAUGCAUAUCCAAUCCACCUGCUCAGCAUCUCCAGUCACCGGGAUGUAGCAGCACGCUGCGCCUACGCAAUCCCACGGCUAAGCAUCCGCCGUUUCCGCGCGAACGUUAUCAUCCAAGGCCCGGCUGCUUUUGAGGAAGAUCACUGGAAGCGGCUUGCUAUUGGCGGUACUGAGAUCCAUGCUUCUUGUCGGACUGUUCGGUGCCGACUGCCCAAUGUUGAUCCUCUUUCCGGGGACAGGCAUAGGUCUGAGCCGGAUCGGACGCUGAAAUCAUAUCGGCGGAUUGAUGAUGGUGAUCGGACUAAUGCAUGUUUGGGGAUGCAGCUUGUUCCUGCGAAAGAGGAGUUUGUGUUGAAGGUUGGGGAUUCUGUUGAAGUUCUUGAGACCGGGGUACACCAGUAUAUUAAGAUGUUGGCUCCUGGGGAGAAGGUUGAGGGGGUGUAG
This is a messenger RNA of Penicillium vulpinum, 1284 nucleotides long. Its product is annotated as MOSC domain protein. NCBI's taxonomy places the organism in Eukaryota, Fungi, Ascomycota, Eurotiomycetes, Eurotiales, Aspergillaceae. Gene Ontology annotation, molecular function: catalytic activity; molybdenum ion binding; pyridoxal phosphate binding. The transcript has a single exon. The coding region runs from base 1 to 1284 and encodes 427 amino acids. The record is from RefSeq and is a predicted model, not a curated record.